This is a messenger RNA of Lathyrus oleraceus (garden pea), 516 nucleotides long. RefSeq lists its product as uncharacterized. The transcript is spliced from 2 exons. The record is from RefSeq and is a predicted model, not a curated record. Gene Ontology annotation, cellular component: cytoplasm; protein phosphatase 4 complex; nucleus. Bases 1 to 516 code for a protein of 171 amino acids. Gene Ontology annotation, molecular function: protein phosphatase regulator activity. Lineage: Eukaryota; Viridiplantae; Streptophyta; Magnoliopsida; Fabales; Fabaceae.
AUGGAAAGGUGUAGCAAUGAUGAAGAAAAUGCAGCUUAUCAAGUUUACCUAUCACAGAGUCACCGAAGAAAAAACGAUGUUUCAAGAGACGAAGUUAUUCAGAUUCUUCAAGCUAUUGCAUCCUCCGGGAGGUUCUGGCAUGACUGGGAUAAUCUCAAGAGUAUGCUAUCAUUUCAGCUGAAGCAGGUAUUGUCCGAGUACCCUGAGGCAAAAAUGACAAGUGAGCAGCAAUAUGCUUCGCUAAGAGAAUCCUACUAUGAUUUGGUCAACAAAUUGAAUGAUGCACUUACAUGUUUUAUUGAUGGCCCGCCAUUUACAUUGCAAAGGGUUUGUGAGAUUCUGUUGGACGCAAAAAACAUUUAUCCAAAUCUUUCCAAGCUUGCUUUAGCUCUUGAAAAGAAUUUGUUAGUUACAUCUACAUUGACAAUCUGCACUGAUCCAUAUCCACAAGAAUUAGUACAAGAGACUGAUGCCAUAGAGAAGCCAAGGGAAAAACAGCAGGAGCAGCUCAUCUGA